Parnassius apollo (apollo) is the source of this 1266-nucleotide messenger RNA. Lineage: Eukaryota; Metazoa; Arthropoda; Insecta; Lepidoptera; Papilionidae. The record is from the annotation of a GenBank genome assembly.
AUGGAAAAAAAGAUAGUGCGCAAAGGGCCGCUGCCUGGAGGUCGCCAGGGCGCGUCUGGAGCUGGCGCUGGACGCGACAGCAUGCGGGCUGCCAGCCGAGCGCGGGGUGUUGCAAGACCACCUAGCAGCCCCCCGCAUCCAUCAUCCCCACCAGAAGGCUUGGUGUCGGCUGGGUCUUCUCGGACUCAGCAAGCGGCACUAGCCGCUGGUGGAGCACGUCGCAUGAGUUGGUCAAAAUUAAUGAAUGCAAACGCACUGUGGUCGUAUUUUAGGGCAAAAGAGGAAGAAACUGGAUGUUUGGCGUAUCGGGCUCGGAUGCAUCGCUUUUUUGCAGAGAUGGAACUCGAACGACUACGACGUGAGGCUAUUCCUUCAUCGAAUGGAAAUGCUACGGCUGGGAAUGCGGCGCCACUAGAUGCGCAACAAACAGCAUAUGUGGAUGCUGCCGUCAACAUUCCAUUUGUGGCUAAUUCAGAUGAUCAGAAAUCAGGUAUCACAGACAACGAAGAACCAGAUACAGAAAGUUUAGAUUUAAAUACUGAAAACCACACAACAAAUGAAAAUGAAAAUUUACAUAGGGAAAAGAUAAUUGCCAUAGAUGAAAUGUUUACUAAAGCUUUAGAAUAUUGUGCUAAUACAAACCCAACAGAAAGACAAUUUAUACCAAAGCAGAGGUCAUCAAAAAAAUUUAGUAAAUUAGUCGCCUAUGUAAAUAAUAUUUUAUUGCCACAAUAUAUCAACAGCGAAAUUGAAUUUAAAACAUUUCAGAAUUUAGUGUACUGUGCAGCAUGGACUUCAGCUAAGCUCAACGGAGCUAAAAUUGAAAUAGCUAUACAAGUUGAUAAUCCGUUAGGACCUGAGAAACAAAAGAAAUAUAAUAAGCCAAAGUGGGAACAAAGAUUAGAAAACAAAUUUGAAUUAAAGUUGUUUUUGAGGAAACGUGAAAGACAUGAACUACUUUUGCAAAAAUCACGUACUUUGUUUAGCAAUUUGCUGAAAGAGGCGCCACCAUUAUAUGUUCGAUAUACGCCGGAAGGUGUACCAUCUUCUACGGACCGCAUGCCUAUACAGCUUAGCUCUAGCAAAGACUCGUGUUGUCGUUGGACGACAAUGCCUCUAUUGACCCGUGACCGUCUCGAAGGCUUAGGCAGUCCAGUCAAGGAAUGUGGGGUGACCUGUAAGGACUAUUUAGACAUUCACAAGAGGUGUACUGCUGAGAACAUCUUCUCCCUGGUCAGCGAUGUUCAAACUAAGACAAAGGGAUGA